This is a messenger RNA of Trichoderma asperellum CBS 433.97, 1785 nucleotides long. RefSeq lists its product as uncharacterized. The record is from RefSeq and is a predicted model, not a curated record. NCBI's taxonomy places the organism in Eukaryota, Fungi, Ascomycota, Sordariomycetes, Hypocreales, Hypocreaceae. Gene Ontology annotation, molecular function: zinc ion binding; DNA-binding transcription factor activity, RNA polymerase II-specific. Gene Ontology annotation, biological process: regulation of DNA-templated transcription.
AUGACCAUCUCCUCCAAAGGGCCGCAGUGCUGGGAGUGUCUGCGCCGCAACUCGCCAUGCGACGGAAAGACCCCGAUAUGCGGCAACUGCAGCUCUGCCGGCAUGGUCUGUCCCGGCUUCACCAACAAUCGGCCGCUCACAUGGCUGCGCACCGGCAUGGUCUCGCGGAUUCAGAAGGGCAAGCCCGCAGCCCGGCCGAAUGCGACGGCUGCGGCGCGAGACUCGAGGCGGCGCAGCUCCCUGAGCACCUCGAGCACCUCGAGCGCGAUAAUACCAUCGCCAAAGUCGAUAACGAGCACGCCGCCGCGGUCUCGGGUGAGGAGAAAGGCGGCUAGAAGCGAUCGAGGCAGCGAUGCUGGCACUCCCUCGGGGGCAUCAUCCUCUGGCUGUAGUAGUGGUGAUUCCCCUCCGGAUUCGAGCUCAAAUUCAACGGCAGUCGCCAGUAAGGCCAUCAGUAGUAGAGAUGGCGAUGAAGAUGAAGAUGGAGGCUCUUUGCAGAGCAUAGCAGAUCCGAGACAUCAGCUUGUUGCCUGCAGGAAUCGAUCUGGAAACAGCCCUGCGGAUGGCGCUAUGCAGAUCCAUGUCACGGCCAUUCCUCCCGACCUAAGACCGCAGGAUUGGGACUAUAUCGACGCCAUUAAGAUGUACAACAACCAGCUGCUGCCAAGAUUGCGCUCACGGCAGAUUAUACAGAAUCCCGCUUGGGUGGUCGAACUAAAUGGCGAUGCCCUCCAGUCUCUCUCGGUUGCAAACCGGCACUGCUUUCUUGCUAUUGCGGUGGGCUAUCACAUUAUGUAUGUGACGCUAAAGAACAACCUCAGCCUGGAACCCGCAACUACUGGGCCGGCGGCUCAUUUGUGGUGGAAAUUCUAUCUUCACAUUAAUACAUCUAUAAGCGCUCUCAAUGAUGAUAUACAGCAGAGCUUCCCAAAUAUUCUCAGCCUAUUCUCUAGCAUGGCGCACUUGAUGAGUGCGGAUAUCUUGCUCUUUAAUUCAAAUUCAUGGCGCGUUCAUGCCGACGCCUAUCUCUUACUAAUAAAACUCUGCGGCGGCCUAAAGAAGCUGAUGAACUCUUCCACAACCCCGUUGCUGAUGCAAAGCUUUGUCAUCGGCGUCACUGUGUUCAACACCACCAGCCCGAGCAAUGAGCAGAUGGUUGAUGCCUGCAACUUCGACGUUGACGAUGUCAUGACCAUAUACGAACUUGGCAGCAGCCCGCUAUUCUACUGCCCUGCGCCCUUAUUCAAGGAGAUGUUCCUCAUCAACCGUCUCCGCCUCGAGGCCGCAGUCUCCGGCGGCGAUUCCAAACCCAGUCUUUGCGGCGUGCUUGAACGAAUCGACGCAUACCCGAUCCAAGUCUUGACCGAUUGCAUGGACCGCAAAAAAGCCAAAGAUCUUCACCUCGUCUCGUUGCUUUUCAAAUCCGCAGUGGCCGUCUUUGGCUCCAUGACGCUGCCUUGUACUUCCGAGUGCUCCUCUCGCACGCCAUGCGCAGAGCUUCAGAAAACCCACCGAGAGCAUCUUUUGCAUCUUCUUGAUGCCUCGUCCGAAUUCAUGCCGCUCCUCGACCAUAUAUUGUGGCCGGUGAUAGUGGCUGGCGCUGCCGCAGCCACUGAGUCUGUGGAAAGCCAGAUGCUGGUGGAGAUGUACUUGCUGAAUAGCGUGCGGGAUCCCUACACGGGAGGGUGCACCAGGGUCGCGUUGGCGACGAUGAGGAACUUUUGGGCUUCAGGGAAGACGAAGUGGGACGAGUGCUUUGACAAGCCUCAUGCUUGGAUGAUAUAG